This is a messenger RNA of Sinocyclocheilus grahami, 810 nucleotides long. Its product is annotated as guanine nucleotide-binding protein G(z) subunit alpha-like. The transcript has a single exon. Bases 7 to 345 code for a protein of 112 amino acids. Gene Ontology annotation, molecular function: G-protein beta/gamma-subunit complex binding; G protein-coupled receptor binding; GTPase activity. Gene Ontology annotation, cellular component: heterotrimeric G-protein complex; cytoplasm. The record is from RefSeq and is a predicted model, not a curated record. Gene Ontology annotation, biological process: adenylate cyclase-modulating G protein-coupled receptor signaling pathway. Lineage: Eukaryota; Metazoa; Chordata; Actinopteri; Cypriniformes; Cyprinidae.
AGCCGUAUGGCGGAGAGCCUGCGUUUGUUCGAUUCCAUCUGCAACAACAACUGGUUCACCAAUACCUCGCUCAUCCUCUUCCUCAACAAGAAGGACCUGCUGGCUGAGAAGAUCAAGCGUAUCCCACUGACGGUCUGUUUCGCUGACUACAAGGGGCAAAACACCUACGAGGAGGUGGCCGUGUACGUGCAAAGGCAGUUUGAGGACCUCAACCGCAACAAGGAGACAAAGGAAAUCUACUCGCACUUCACUUGCGCCACUGACACCAGCAACAUCCAGUUUGUGUUUGACGCGGUGACGGACGUGAUCAUCCAAAACAAUCUCAAGUACAUUGGGCUGUGCUAGGACGAGGGGACGGGGGAGAGGGGUGGCGGGCGAGACAUACGGAAAAAACCUUUGGCGAAUGACGGGGACCGCCUGCCGAUCGAUCUGAGUGCCCUCAAAAACGCUUGUUGAAACAGGAAACUCAGAUGAGGCCCAGAGGAAAGGGCUACAUGCUGCCAACCUGCUAGAUUUAUCAAUGUCAAAAGCGUAAAGGUCAAAGGGGAUUUUACAAGGUUGGUAUAAAUGUGUUUGCACUGAACAUAUGAGUAUGUAGACACACACACAUACACCAUCGUUACGUUUGUUCACACACAACGGACUUCGGGAUCAGCCGUCAAGCACAUGUUUGACAUGGAAACACCGGAAACAGAUCUCCCCACUCUUCUCUUCCCUGACAAACAGCAGGAAUUCCUUAACGUCCAUGAAAGGGAUAGUUCAUCCGAAAAUGUGCUCAUUUGCUCAUGUCAUUCUAAACCUGUAUGACUU